AUGGCCGAGAGUGAUUGUACUCUUGAGGUAGGCUUUGAGGCAGAGCAUUUCGCGAAUGCCUUAGAUGACUGUCUCGGUGGUCCGGGGUCAAAUCAGCAGAAGAAAGAGCGGGUGCUGGAGCUUGUUCAAAGGUUCUACAACCAUGCAGCAGAACGUCUUGACCAACUACGGCAUCGUGGGUCCGGAAACCUCACUGAUAACGAGAUGGAUAUGGAUGAUGCAGAAGACGAGAGUGAUCCUGCAGCAAUCAUCUCGCAACUUCGCAAGUGGGAAUCAGAGCUUCAGACUUGGGAUCUGCUACAACGACUUGCUACGCUCAGAUACCCUCAGACCAAGUCGGCGGCAGCCACUGGAGGCCUUGAUGCGGAGCUCCAUUCUCGAAAGGAUGAUCUGUGGGGCUCAUUCGUUGCGCAGGCACGAUCGAACAGCAGAGAGAAAAACGAGACCUGGCGUGCUGUAUCCCUGUCAGCCCUUCCUUUAGCAGGCACAGGUGAUGCAGUUAUUCAAAAGGAAGAUGCCGUUUCUAUCGCUCUUUGGAGACGCAUGUGCUUUGCUUCCGCAAGGCAUGCAGGCACUGACGAGGUCGAAUCCGCCGUCUAUGGUGUUUUGGCUGGCGACAUUCAGAGCGUAGAGAAAGUCUGCAAGUCGUGGGAUGACUUCAUGUUCAUGCACUACAAUGCACUUCUACGCAGCCAGUUCGACAAUUAUGUCCUUAAGCAAUGUCAACCGGAAAUGUCUGCCAACAUCGACCAACAGUUCGCCGUUUUCGAUGCUGUCCAGUAUCAUGGUGAAGAGUCUACAGCCGAGAAGCGACUUAUCAGAUCGCUAAAGGUCCACAAGCUUACGCGCGGCGAAGCUUCGAUGCCACUCAAGGUGCUACAGGCGGCUCUGAUCACAAGAGAAACUAGUCAACACUUUCUCCAACAAGGCAUGGUAUUGGCGAGGGAACGGGGGGAGGUUGAUACUGAACCUACCAAUACCGAGGCUGAUACAAAUGGGUUCGUGAAUGGGCGCGAUUAUGAUACCCUCCGUGUGGCCGUUCACGUUCUUAUUGUACUUUCCACCCUCGACGAGCUUGACGUUUCAACCUCACUAUCACCAACGCUCGAGCGUGAACCGCAGACACGUGCCAUACAAGAAACCGUCAUCAGCUCCUAUGUUACUUUGCUUCGACUCGCACAAUACGAAGAGCUGAUACCCUUGUAUUGUUCAAAACUGUCGAUACCCCGGGCUUACGAGGUCCUCAGCGUCAAUCUCCGACAUCUCACAGAACGCGACGCGCGGCUAAACCAGCUUGAGCUUGUUCAGAAAUCAGGUCUUGACGUACUUCGAUUCGUUAGGAUGCAACCACGGCUCAUACUGAGCCAGCUAGGCAACGUUGAACAAGAAAUUGGCAGCAGGAGAGAGCCCUUCCGAAUCAUCGAAGCUGGCCCUGGCUCUCUUAAAUACGGCCGCCUCAUCAAGAUAGAUUUCUUUGGUGAAGACCCCGAUGCGAUCUCGGAAGAAGAAGAGCUAUUGAUCCGUUCACUGGAAUGGCUUCUCCUUGGGGAUGAGGCUUGGCCUGAUGUUUUUCUCGUCGGCGUUCAGGUUUACAAAGUACCUCUUAGGCACCAUGCGCCUGAAUGCUGCCCCGACAACUUGCAAAUAGGGUCACUAUGAGUCAAGUCUUGCAACAAAGGAUCAGUCCUGGCGGACAGGAAGAGGCGGACAUCGCACAGGUCCCGGAUAUCGAUGACGCCUUCUGGGCCGACCAGCUCGAAGCAAUUGGCGACAGGCAAACUUCGUCAAGGCUGCUAGCCACCCAGGCUAGGA
This is a messenger RNA of Verticillium alfalfae VaMs.102, 1812 nucleotides long. Its product is annotated as nucleoporin nup107. Gene Ontology annotation, molecular function: structural constituent of nuclear pore. Bases 1 to 1659 code for a protein of 552 amino acids. NCBI's taxonomy places the organism in Eukaryota, Fungi, Ascomycota, Sordariomycetes, Glomerellales, Plectosphaerellaceae. The transcript has 3 exons. Gene Ontology annotation, biological process: mRNA export from nucleus; post-transcriptional tethering of RNA polymerase II gene DNA at nuclear periphery; protein import into nucleus. Gene Ontology annotation, cellular component: nuclear pore; nuclear pore outer ring. The record is from RefSeq and is a predicted model, not a curated record.